GGCAGGGCCUCUUAUGAUGCCUCAUACAGACGUGUGCUGCGACAGUAUAGAAACAGUAACAGGAAUGUGAACUAAAGUGCAGUUCUGAAGAGAAUUGAACUUCUGUAGCUUAUUCCCUGAUACCUAAAGUGGAGGAAAGGACAAAGCCAACUGAAUUACUCCACCAGAGGAAUAAAUAGAAGAGAAGAGAAAAGUCUGAGACAUGUUGCAGUGCCGAGUGAAUUUCCUGGACGACACCUACUUUAUGUGGGAGCUGGAGAGAAAUGCACUGGGACAGGAUCUCUUCAAUAAAGUUUGUGAACACCUUGACCUGUUGGAGAGGGAUUAUUAUGGUCUGGUCAUGUGGGAUUCUCCUAGUACCAGGGUAUGGCUAGACUGUGCUAAAGAGAUCCGAAAACAGAUAAAAAGUCCAGAAACGGAAUUCUUUUUUAACAUCAAGUUUUACCCGCCUGAUCCCUCCAUUCUAGCUGAAGACAUCACAAGAUAUCUCCUGUGUCUUCAGCUGAGGAAAGAUAUUCUGAUUGGUCGACUGCUCUGUCCAUCAGACAUCCUAGCUCUGUUGGGUUCAUACACAGUUCAGUCAACACUUGGUGAAUAUGACCCAAAUCUCCACCAGAACAACUAUGUCAGUGAAAUUGUUCUUGCACCCAAUCAGAGUGAAGAGUUGGAGGAGAGAAUAAUGGAGCUGCAUUCCACAUACAGAUUAAUGAGUCCUGCCCAGGCAGAUAUGCUUUUCCUUGAGAACGCCAUGGGGUUCCCCAUGUAUGGAGUAGACCUGCAUCCUGCCAAAGAUGUCAAUGGUGCAGAUGUGAUGCUCGGCGUUUGCUCUGAAGGACUAAUGGUAUAUGAGGAUGAGAUUGAAACAAACAUUUUCCUCUGGCCCAGAGUUCUUAAAAUCUCCCACAAACGCAGCACCUUUCUUCUGAAGAUGCGCCCUUCUGAGGAGGAUGAGUUUGAGGGUGCCAUCAGCUUCAGUUUGGCCAGCUACCGAGCCUGCAAACAACUGUGGAAAUGCUGUGUGGAACAUCAUAGUUUCUUCAGAAAUAGACUUCAAGACACAAAAACAAAAAGGCUCCUGACCUUGGGUUCAAGGUUCCGUUUCCAUGGACGCACUCAGUCUGAGUGUCUGGAAGCCAGCGGCAACAUCACCCGGGCUCCUCCACGAUUCACACGUUUUAUCAUCAAGAGAAAAGGAAAUGAAGAAAUUCUUGAUGUUUUAAAACAACCAGUUCGAACAGAGUUGGAUGACUGGUUCCUGGUCUAUGGUCCAGAUAAAUGGCGCAUUUCUACAUCAGAUGAUGUCAUGCUAGAAAGUGAGAAGUUGCAGGAGUGGAAGCAUCAGCCAGAUGACUGGUGUGUUCUCCUCGACAGCAGCCCAUUUUUACUAUUGGGCGUCCAGCAGCCCCUUCAGACUGAAGAACGGAGAGAAGAUGUGGAAGUUGUGGAGGGGUCAGAGGAGAGGCUCACCGAUGAGCUUGUGAUAAAACAUUCAUGUAAAGUUCAGGUCAUCCAGGAGGGGUCUGACAUAAUUGAGAAAGAACUUCCUGAUUUUGAAUUAAAACAGGAAAUCAUGAAACCUCUAAAGGAGACACUAAAGGAAGAAGUACUAGAAGUCAAUGGAGAAAGAAUACAAAGGGUAGUAAUCACUAAACAGUGGACACAGGAGGUUGACUCUUUGGUGGAAUCACAAGAAGCUGUAAACAAAAAGAUAGAGAGGGUGGAGCUGGUGGAAAGAUGUGUAAUAGUCACUGAAAAUAAGACAUUGGGAUCUGAGGACACUUUUGAGAGAUUGGAAAUCAUGGAACAGAGACUAGAAGAGGUGGAUGCUAUCAAGCAAAAGCUAGUUGAGGUGGAAGAGCUGAGGUUUGGAUUACAGGAAGUGGAAAGUUUGGAACAAAGGUUGCAGCAAGUUGAGAAGGAGGAGCUUCAACGAGCGGAGAAAGAUGAUUGGUACAUUUUACUAGAUCGCAGGCCACUGAUGCUCACUGCUACCCCCACAGGAGGAGUUCAAGAAGAGUUGCAACAGAUAGUGUAUAUUCCCCAACCAAUGAAAAAAGAUGACGAUUGGUACAUUCUAUUUAAUGUGCUUCCAAAAACCAUGGAAAUAUCGCGCUCCCUUCAAGAUGUGAGCAGAUACACUCCUGAAGAAGAUCAGCGUGAAGAAGAGAAGAGAGAGGUAGAAAGAAAAAUACAGCAAGAGUUGGUGACACCCGAGAAGACAAAAACACAGACAAGAGAGGAGGUGAUUCAGAGCAGAGUGAAAACAGAGGAGGUCCAGAAAGAACAAGAGGAGCAGGUGACAGUGGAUUAUAGGAGACUACAGCCAUUUGUUCUUGAGCAGAGAGCAGCAGAGCCUCAAAUAGACAAAGAGGAUGACUGGUUUGUUGUUUUGGAUGGUUCUCCUAAAAGAUCAGUGCCCUCUGUUGAGCUGUAUGAGGAGACCAGAGAGGAGGUGAUCCAGGGAAGAGUGAGAACAGAGCAAAUAAAACAACAGGAGCAGGUGACAAUGGAUUAUGGGAGACCACAGACAGUUAUUCUGGAGCAGAAGACAACACAACCUCAAAGAGACGUGGAGGAUGACUGGUUCAUCAUUUUUGAUGUUUCUCCUGAAGGAUCAGUGCCCUUGACUCUUUCAAAUCUACAAAGUCCAACUGCAAACCUGUAUGAGGAGAUCAGAGAGGAAGUGAUUCAGAGCAGAGUGAGAACAGAGGAGGUGCAGAGAAUGAAACAGGAGCAGGUGACAGUGGAAGAUAGGAGGCCACAGCCAGUUAUUCUUGAGCCGAGGACAGCUCAACCUCAAAGAGACGUGGAGGACGACUGGUUCGUCAUUUUUGACGUUUCUCCUAAAGAAUCAGAGCCCUUGGUGUAUUCACAGCUGCAAGCUCCAACUGUUGAGCUGUAUGAGGAGACCAGAGAGGAGGUGAUUCAGAGCAGAGUGAGAACAGAGGAGCAAGUGAUUGAGGUGAUGACCGUGAGCGCUAAAGAACAAAUAAUAGUACCAGAGAAGAAGAGGACAAGCAUCAUACAAACCCCACAGUUUCCAGUUGUGCCCAGAGACUUUGAUGAUGACUGGCUUCAGCUUUUUGACAAAGUUCCUUAUGAGCAAAAGAGUUUCCCAUCAGAUAUCAGAGGCAGAGAUUUUGAGGUCCGUGAACCCAUCAAAGACCAGAGAGUUCAGAGAGUGGUGGAGGAGCAGAUGAGAGAGAAAAGACUGAUCACUGAAGAAAAGAGAGUGAUCAUUGAUGAAGUUGACGAUGACUGGUUUGAGCUUUUGGAUGCAGCACCUCCUGAGAUGAGGAGCGUCCCUUCAGUUGCAGUGGCUACUGAAGAGCGCAGGAUGAAAGAACAGGAAGACAGAAGAGUGAGACAGCAGCAGAUGAGAGUGAGAGAGGGGGAGGAGAAGAGACUAAGAGAACUAGAGAAGCGAAAACAGGAGCUGGAAUUAAGAAGAGCUCAACUAGCUGUUACUGUGAAGACAGAAGCACAGCCUCAGAUUGAAAAAGAUGACGACUGGUUCAUUCUUUUUGAUGUUUCACCAAAAGAAACAGUUGUUGCAGAUGUCCUUAAAGUGGACAGGAGGGCUGAGGAAGAGAAGAGGAGAAGGGAAGAAGAGAGGAGGAGGCAGAUAAAAAUAAAAACACCAUCUGUACCAGAGAAAAAACCAGUACAACUGCAGACAGAAGCGGAGGAUGGCUGGUUCACACUUGUGGGCAUCUCCCCUAAAGAUUACGUUCCCACACCUGUUAUUUCCCCAGUGGCUCCGCCCAAACCCCGCCCACAGAUCCCAGCUGACCAACCACUCACCUCCACUCCGACCGCACAACCUGUGUCCAUUACAAAAACCUAUCAGGAGAGGACUAAAGACCUAUGGAACAUCACACUGGAGUCUGAGCAAUCUGCAACUGAGUCGGUGCUCAUGAGGAAGACAAGGACAAGUGAAGGAGAGAGCAUCUAUAUUCGUCACAGCAUUUUGAUGCUGGAGGAUUUUGAUGUGUCCCAUGAGAUGAUUUUGAAGCACUAUGCCAGCAUUUCUCAACUUAAGCGUGGCUUUAUGGAGGUCAAGCAAGAUUUCGGACCCACUGAAUGGGACAGACGUCUCUCAUCAUACUCGCCUACUUCCAAAGCUCAGUUCCCACAUGCCAACGAAGAGAUACUCGUGAGAAUGGGCUUAAUUGAAGAAGAUGGAAAAACAGUCUUGUUUCGCUCUCAAGAGAUAAUAUAUGUGUGAAUUCUAACAGCUUAAACUUAUGAUUUCUAUGCACUUACAUAUAAUCCCUGCUGAAACAUUCAAGGAUGUGAAUAUGUUGAAAAAUGUGCUUUGCGUGUUUUAUACAGUAGAAUGUAAUUCUGUUUUGCAUUUUUCUUAUAUUUGAUCGAUCUAAUUUAACAUUGUUGAUGGUAGACGUUUCCUUAUACACUGGUAAUCAUGUCCACAACAGUAUAUCAAAAGCAUCACUUAAUUUGUGUAGACCUUCAGACUAAAAAAAUCUAAUCUCAGGCUUACAUUUGGUUUAUUUUAACUGCUUACACCAAUUCAGUUAUAUUCAAAAGGAAUAAAAGCUGUCAUAUGCACUGCCAAA
Molecule: messenger RNA, 4580 nt
Organism: Sinocyclocheilus rhinocerous
Lineage: Eukaryota; Metazoa; Chordata; Actinopteri; Cypriniformes; Cyprinidae
Product: trichohyalin-like
Exons: 25
Coding region: 203-4228 (1341 amino acids)
Biological process (GO): actomyosin structure organization; cortical actin cytoskeleton organization
Cellular component (GO): cytoskeleton; plasma membrane
Molecular function (GO): cytoskeletal protein binding
Source: RefSeq, a predicted model, not a curated record